GCCGGGAAGCGCCUGCGGGCAGAGGGCAGCGGCGCGGGGCCCAGGCGGUAGACGUGCGGGUCGUGUUCGUGGGCGCGUCCCGACGGCCCACAGUGCUGUUCCCGCCGCUUUGCAGCUGCUGCCCGCGGAUUGCAGCCGCCUGGAAGGUUCUGCUUGGAGGACCAAGAGGUGCUUAAAGUGUUCAUUUGUUUCCGCUGCAUCAGAGAUGUGGUAGACAGGUGAAAACAAUGGAGGAUGACUGUGGUGCUUCCUCCACGUCCCCAUUUCUCACUGACAGCUUGGAGCUGGCGAUGGAAGUGGAGCAUGAGAGCUCAAGGCCGGCUUUCUUUUCUUGUGCCUUUGACAGCCAAAAUGGAGGGAGAAGGUUCUCUGCAGAGUCUUAUUUAGCAAGUGGGUCUCUUAAGAGGGUUUUGCUGAGACUAGAUCCUUCUCCAAAUGACUAUGAAGAAGAUACAGUGGAAUUGUUUGGCUUUCAGUGGGUUACUGAAAUGGCAUUAGUUGAAUCCUGUGGAUUUCUCUUUGGAUUACUUAGGGAACAGAUAUACAGACUGGAAAACCUAGUACAAAUGAGUUCAUCUGAUUUUGGUCAAGCUGCGCACUUGCACUCUGAAGCAGAGAGGAUCAGGCAUCAGUGCCUUAAAUUUUUGCAUUAUGUGAAAGUUUUCAUCUUCAGGUAUCUGGAACCCCCUGAGGUGGAAAAUGAUAGAGUGCUGCAUCCUUAUGAAGAACUAGAAGCUCAGUUACCAUCAGUGUUGGUGGAAGAGCUUCAUGCUUUGACUGUGCAUGUUGGUCACCUUUGUGAGCUUCCUAGUAAUGUCCUGGCAGCAUUUACUAUUCCAAAUCAGGCAAAGGUCUUUCCUCCAUCAUGGCACUUACUACAUCUCCAUUUGGAUAUUAACUGGCUGGUAUUAGAAGUUCUUCAUGUACUAGGUGAAAAACUGAAGAGACAAGUUGUAUAUGCUAACCAUUUCAUUAAUCUAACUGGAGAGAAUCUAACCAAUAUCAGUUUAUUUGAAAAACACUCUGGAAAUCUCGUAUCUGAUUUAAUAAGGUUGGCCAUCAACAAAUACACAAAGGUGCGACCUUCUGAGGCUCUUGCCAGUAGCCACUAUUCCUGUACCUGCAUUAAGGAGCUAUGGAUUCUGCUUAUUCAAUUGCUGGACCACAGAAAUAAAGGGUCUAAUACAGAGUGUUUCUGGAGCUUGGUGAACACAACCUUAAGGAAUAUCUUUGAACGGCCAAGUACUUCUGAAAGUGUGUCUGGGUUUGACACAGUUCAGUGUAAAGACCCACUGAGUUUUAGCUGGUGGAUGAUGAAUCAUCUGGCACCACUCUACCAGUUUGACCGUAAUGGCAAUCUAGAUGAAAAGAAACAGAAGGAAUCCAAUUGGAAAUUUGUGGAGGAGCUCCUUAAAAAAUCCACUGAUGCUCAAGCUGGUGUGUUGGAGGAACACUUACGAAUGCACCUUCAGUGCUGUUUGACUUUGUGUAGUUUCUGGGAUUUGAACCUAUCUGUUGUUACCAUACUCUGGGAUUAUUACAGCAAGAAUCUGAACAGCUGCUUUACUGUUCCUUGGCUUGGUCUGAAGGAUCUGGCAAAUAUUAGUAAGACUUCUUUGUCAAUGCUUGAGUUGGUGAAACGCUGCUGCUGUGAACAGCAGGUCCCUUCUCUGUACAACUCCAGCAACAGUUACUUCAUUUUCCUCAGCAUCUUGGCACGGAUUAUGAAAGAAGAAAACAAUGGUGUGCAUCCUUGGAAACAAAUUAAAGGACGAAUUUAUUCCAAGUUCCAUCGGAAAAGAAUGCAGGAGCUGACAGAGGUGGGGCUGCAGAACUUCUUUAGCCUGUUCCUCGUGCUGGCAGUUCUUGUGGAGACAGAAGAUAUCGUGAGUCGGGUGCUGGAUCUUUUGGAUUUCCUGGCUCCAUCCUCCAUCACCACGGCUCGGAGGGCUCUCAUCUGGAGAGGUCACUUUGCUUUCCUUUUAAUUUAUGUUGAGAAGAACAUGGACAUCAGUGCCCUGGCCGAGAAAGUCUCAAAUGCUUUCCGUGAGAAGGCAAAGGAGUUUUUAGUGACCAAAAAUGACCACACACAGAGACAAAAUCUCUGGACUCUGCUGUCAACCUACAUUGAUGGGGUGCAGGAAGUGUUUGAGACCAGCUGCUACUUGAGCCUUUCUGAGGAGAAGUUGCUGAAUGAUGGCUUUACUAUGCUGCUGCCUGCAUGUCGAGGAGCUGAGCUGAGCAUGGUGCUGAAUUUUCUUCAGGUUGUUCUAGCCAGACUUCGGAGCGUGCAUGAACGUGUAAGCCAGGGACCUCAGCUGGGAAACACAGCCCCAGAUGCACAGCUUCCAUUAGUGGCUAAAGAGCACCACCUUGCUGUCGCCAGUGCUCUCUGGAGAAAUUUCUUUCCCUACUUGAAGAGCCAGCGAAUGUCUCAGACGCCGCCUUCCCCACAGCUUGCUGAUACAGCUGCAGGUUUUACUCUCUUGGCUUUGGAUAUACCCAGCAAAGCCCUGUCAGAUCUGCAGCCACAGCCUGUUCUGUCGAUGAUGCGGCUCUUUGGGUGGGAUGACAUGGUGUGGCCUCAGCUGGUGUCAAGAUACCUAAGUCAUCUAAUUGAAAACAGUUCACUGUGUGAGGCUUUUUCUAGCAUGGGCUAUACGUCCUAUGAAGCUUUGACAGUGCGUUCGUGGUUUCGCUGCGUUUUGCAAAUGUUCCUCGAUCAACCAAGUGGCGCCUGGGCCAAGACAGAUGCUGAGAGAACAGUUGGAAAAGCCUACAUGGAGCAGCUGACAGAAAUGACAAGACUGAUUUUUAAACUCUCAGAAGUAGAAAACAUUCUUUUAAAGGCUAAUGUUGGACAGUCAGUUUUCAAGCAAGACCCAAAAAAUGCUCUUGUCCAGUUCAUUAAGGCUGUUGGUAGAACUUACAGUGGUCUUCAGACUCUCCCUGAGAAAUCUGCCAUGGUAGCAAAGACUCUGGAGUAUUUGGGUGAUGUGUUAAAGUACGUAAAACCCUAUCUGAAGGCAAAAGGACCUCCAGAAGGUCUGCAGCUUACAUACUGGAUCAUAGGAUGUCUGGUAAAGUUCUGUGCACCAAUACUGGCUACUUCCAAGGCACAGCAACUCUUGUUUCGCAUUGUGGAUUGCUUACUGCUGCCACACUCUGUGCUCCAGCAGGACAAGGAGCUACCUGUGGCUUUGCUGUCUGCCAUUCAGGAAAGCCUUCCCCUCUAUCUCCAGGGCCUGUCCUUCAUAUGUUGUCAGUCCCAAACCCAGGGUGCCUAUUUAAACCAACUCCUCGGGAGCAUUAUUCGCCAUUAUUUUGGACGGUUCCUGCCUUCCUCCCCGGCCGUGCCCGGUGCGGGGCAGCAUCCCCUGCUCGCUGCCCUGGGCAGCUCCGGAAAACUACCUGCAGUUCAAAGGCCAUGCUCCACCUCCUCGCUUGGCCUCUGUUCUUGCUUUCAUUCUUGAAGUACUUCAGAGAACCCAGAGCACUGAACUGUGUGACACAGACUUGGUUCUCCCAGCUGUGUUGAAGUGCUUGGUGCUGGUUAAUGAGCUGCAAGUUAAAAAAAUAUCUACAGACAUUGUACAGUACAUGGUAGAAGGCUGCCAAGCAGGGUCAGGAGGAGAACAUGCCACCCAGCUGACUUCUGUAUUUAGGCAGUUCAUCCAGGACUACACUGCUGUCUAUGAUCACCGGGUUCUCAGCAUACUGGAGACAGUGGCAGUCUUGGAUCAGACUUUAGUUACCAGCCUGAUUCCCACAAUCACACAGUCUCUGAAGGAUUCUGAGCACAAACAAGGCCUUGGAAGAAAUGCUGCACAGAGAGAAGCGUAUAAGAGACUCUUAUCUCACCUUGCAGAGGCUGGACAAAAUGAGAUACAAAAACUGGAAAAUGAGACAGCUCAGUAAUGUGCUGGUGAUUAAUCCUUUCUUCUUGGACAUUAUGACAUUGUUGGUACCUAAAACUACAGACUACAACAAGAACUGCAGACUACAACAAGAACUAGACAAGCUCUUUAUCUUUACAAUGGAAAUACAUGUAUCAAUUUUUGUGGUUGUUCCCCAUUUUUCCCCAAUUUAUGUAUUAAUUGAAAAAAAAAAAACCUUUGGUAUUUUAUUAUUGUCAUGCAUUUGAAAAUUGACUCAAUGUCCUGAUGAAUAGCAAUAGAAAGGUUGAAAGCUAAUUUAUUACAGAUUCAGUAUCUGUAAAAACAGAGCCUAUAUAUUGUAACAUAUAAGACAGAAUUUCAAAGAAUUUCACAACUUAGUCCAUUGAAUGAGACCUGUCCCUCUUAAAUAGUGUACUUUUGAAAAUCUUAUUCAGUCUGUUCUUAAGAAAAUCAUAAUUUUGUAAUUUCUAAUUUAUUAUUUUAGUAGAAUGGGAAAAACAUGUGCUCUCUAGUACUCAACUUGUUGAAUGCAGUGCAUUCACCAGGGGUUGUGCCAGUGUGAUAAAGCUUGUGUUAAGAGAGAGUAUUUUUAAUGUGUUUAUGUUGCACAGAAUGUGUAUAGCUGUCUUUAACUUUCACCUGUAUUAAAACAUUUCAGUAUUUCAUAUUCCAU
Messenger RNA from Zonotrichia albicollis (white-throated sparrow), 4572 nucleotides. The record is from RefSeq and is a predicted model, not a curated record. NCBI's taxonomy places the organism in Eukaryota, Metazoa, Chordata, Aves, Passeriformes, Passerellidae.